Molecule: messenger RNA, 324 nt
Organism: Alternaria viburni
Lineage: Eukaryota; Fungi; Ascomycota; Dothideomycetes; Pleosporales; Pleosporaceae
Exons: 2
Coding region: 1-324 (107 amino acids)
Source: RefSeq, a predicted model, not a curated record
AUGAAGGACGAGGAGACUUUUCUGGGCCUUCCUCGCGACGAGGAUCUUGGGGCGCAGGUCCGCGAGGUGGAGGUUACUACGGCGGAAAUCCCCGGUGGCCAAAGAGCACCCGAGCUGUACGACAAGAGCAAGAUUCUUAAGCUUGAGGCCGAGGCGCAGAAGUUGAGAGAGAUGAUCGAUAAGAAGGAAGAUGCGAAGAGGCAAAAACUCAGGGAGUGGGACAGUCUUGAACGCGAGGCGGAUACGGCUCAGCUGAGGGUUGACCUUGCAGAGGGUUCACUACGAAGCAUAAACGGCGAGGCGGAUGUCAGCGAUGCCUUCUAG